UAUCUAUUAUAUUAUUCAAUGUUAUGUAUGUAUUUAUUAGCAACAAUACACAUGGUACAGAUUCUUCUCUAUUUAGAGAUGAUAGUCUUAAUGAUGGUGUAACUAAUCCUGAUGGUGUUGAACUAAAAUUUAUUAUAUUUAUACAACAUCGUUUAAGAACAUCAAAAUUGGUCGUGCUUUGA
Messenger RNA from Rotaria sordida, 182 nucleotides. NCBI's taxonomy places the organism in Eukaryota, Metazoa, Rotifera, Eurotatoria, Philodinida, Philodinidae. The record is from the annotation of a GenBank genome assembly.